Gekko japonicus is the source of this 1062-nucleotide messenger RNA. RefSeq lists its product as uncharacterized. Lineage: Eukaryota; Metazoa; Chordata; Lepidosauria; Squamata; Gekkonidae. Gene Ontology annotation, cellular component: membrane raft; external side of plasma membrane. Gene Ontology annotation, molecular function: protein tyrosine kinase binding; MHC class II protein binding. The transcript is spliced from 8 exons. Bases 1 to 1062 code for a protein of 353 amino acids. Gene Ontology annotation, biological process: interleukin-15-mediated signaling pathway; positive regulation of ERK1 and ERK2 cascade; T cell activation. The record is from RefSeq and is a predicted model, not a curated record.
AUGGCCCUGAACAGCUUCCUCCUGUCCUUUCUGCUUCACCUAGGAGGGCUGCUUCCCGUGGCUGCAGAACAAUCUGUUUAUUCCCUUGAGGGCGAUCCUGUCACCCUUUCCUGUCCUGAUGUCUUUCCAAACCAAAAUCAGGGCACUGGGUUCUGGAAAUACAAUGGGGUAGAAGUUCUUAAAUACACAAAUGGGAAACCUUGGAAAGUUCGCCAAGAGCAUAAAUUCAAAGGUACAGAGAAGGGUGAUUUCUCCUUACAGAUGCCAGAAGCAAAGGAAGGCCUUUAUACCUGUGAUGUGUCUGGAAAAGAGAAAAGUAUUCGCCUUCAUAUUCUGAAGGGUUUUCUCGAGGACUUGGAUGACGAGAUCUUCGCAGCCAUUAACAGCACAGUCACCCUUUCAUACAAGUUGAAUCCCCCAGGUGAAAAGUAUCCGAACACCAUGGAAGUCCUCCUGACCAAGGAAGUAUCAGGAAAGUCCACCUCCCUCGGCAGUGGCAGAGAUUCCUGUUCUCCGAAAACAAUACCCAAAGUCCAGUUUGAAGAUGGUGGGCGGUACCAGUGCCGCCUCAGAUUUAGCCGUGGGUGGUUGAAUAAGACCAUCCAUUUGGUAGUGAUGAAAGUCUCUGCCAGCCCCCCAGGACCACUCCCUAAAGAAGACGCGGUGAAACUUUGCUGCAGCAUCUCCGCUCCUCUCCCGCCCGGGGCUGUGUUGCGCUGGGAUGCUGUGAACAUAAGCAGAGACGUUCCCCACUGCCUCACAAUCCAAAAGGCAGGGCAGCAGACCUGCAGUCUCAUCGUUGGGAAGGAAGAGAAGAUCAGCGUGAACUACACCGUGGAGGAGGCCACGGAGCAGACUGGUUUCCCACUUCCUGGCCUGGCCUUGGGAGUCGGCGUACCCCUGUUGCUGCUGAUCCUCCUAAGCGUGUGCCUGUUCACCUACAUAGCUGUCAAGCGGAAAAAGCGACGGAUGGAGAGGAUGGCCCAGGCAAAGCAACAUUUGCUUGCAAAGAGGACUUGCCAGUGUCAAAGGGAUCAGAGCAAUGAUUACUACCACACCUGA